Molecule: messenger RNA, 2432 nt
Organism: Acanthoscelides obtectus
Lineage: Eukaryota; Metazoa; Arthropoda; Insecta; Coleoptera; Chrysomelidae
Source: the annotation of a GenBank genome assembly
GAUACAUGUAAAGGCGUUCCUGCGCAGUAACAAUUACAUAUUCAAAUCAGAUCUGUCAAAAAACCGUUAGUUAGUCGACGACCUUCGUUUGGUCGAGUGUUUGGUGUUGCAAAAGACUGUUAUGAAAUAUGCCUGCAGAAAUGCGGGUUAAAUAUACAAAAGAUCAGCUAUCUCGAGCUCUUGAAGCCAUAAAUAAUGGAAUGUCUGUCUAUAAAGCAUCCCAAACUUUUAACGUGCCGAAAACAACUCUUAGAGAUAAACGUGAUGGAAAGUACAAAAAUGAAAAGUGUGGAGUUCAGCCGGUUCUUUCUAGAGACGAAGAAAGAACAAUUGUUGAAUGGAUUGUCCAUCUAGCAGCUCUAGGUUUUCCAGUCACGAAGUCACAGUUACUAGAAAGCGUUUCAAACCUGGUGAAAAAUUUACAACGUCCAAAUCCAUUUAAGGAUGGUAAGCCUGGAAACCACUGGUUUCAAAAGUUUAUGGACCGUCACCCUGAAAUUUCCAAACGUGUAUCGCAAAACCUUACUACAAGUAGAAGUGCAGUUACUGAAUUGGCUAUUGAAAACUGGUUCAGAAAAGUCGAAGAAUAUUUUAGAAGCCAAAAUAUUAUGGAUAUUCUUGAGGAUGGCUCCAGAGUUUUUAACUGUGAUGAGUCGGCUUUCUUUUUGUGUCCAAAAGAAAAGCAAGUUCUCGUUAGAAGAGGAACCAAGCUUUUUUAUAACCGGGUAGCAAACGACGAAAAAGAAUGUCUAACUGUUCUUGCAAAUGUGUCUGCUGAUGGCUCACCAGCUCCUCCUAUGGUAAUAUUCCCCUACAAAAGAUUACCAAAAUUUAUACCGUACACUGUUCCUAAGGGCUGGGGCUUAGGCUAUACAGAGAGUGGCUGGAUGAAUUCAGAGGCUUUCUAUGAAUACGUUGCAAAUGUUUUUUACCCCUGGCUGCAAAAUCGUGACACUAAGUUUCCAGUGGCUUUAUUUCUUGAUGGUCAUACCUCCCACAUAUCUUUAGCCUUAAGUGAAUUUUGUAAGGAGAAGGGGAUAGUAUUAGUCGCACUUUUGCCUAAUUCUACCCACAUUUUACAGCCAUUAGAUGUGGCCGUUUUUAGACCAGUUAAAGCCACGUGGCGAAAUGUGGUUAAUGAUUUUAGAUUUAAAAACGAAGGGGCAAAAAUCAGAAGAAGCGAUUUUUCAAAUUUGGUUAAAGCAUGUUUUGAAAAAUGUCUUAAACAAGAAACUAUAAAGAAGGGAUUUGAAUGCUGUGUGGCCUUUUCCCCUUUAACCCCGAAAGUAUUAAUUACAGUAAGCUCAUGAAAAAAUAUAUACAAGAGCCGCAAGAACCAGUUUGUAAUAAUACACAGGAUCAAAAUGUAACAGGUCAGACAGAUCAUCAUUUUAAAGAACAGCUGGAGGCUCGGCUACCUCUAGCAACACUAGAAUUGUUCAAGUCUUCGGGCGAUACAUGGAAUGGAGAUCUCACCUAUGAAAAACUAUUCGUUUUCUGGAAGUCUCUUUAGGAUAAACCAAGUGCAGAAACGGAUAUGAUUUUAGAUGACACCACAAUCAUAAAUAAUAUUACCGAAAAUAUCAACGACUUUGACGAAAAUGCCUGGGAUACAAUCGACUUAGAAAUUCAAGGAGACGGCAACCUUUCAAUAUGCAAUAUUAAAUAUACUGAAAAUGGCAGUUUACCAGGACCAUCGGUUAACGAAGGCACUAAAAAUAGUAAUGCACUUAGAACAAUAGAAAAAAACUAUAAUACCCCGGAUACAUCACCCGUGAAAAUCUUACCUCACGAUAAUAUUUUAAUUGAAGAACACGCUAGUGAAAACGACACAAACUUAGAUGUUGUGGCCACAACCGAAAAACCGAAAGAAAACCCCAUGCUGCCAGUAGGUGAAUCCGCAGAAGAACAUAUGUGCUUUAAAGUAUCAACGCCGUUUAAAAACGCUUUUUACUUCCCUAAGAAAGUUGAAGAUUCGACAAAGAAAAGAGCUACGAGAAAAAUUACGCCAGUAGUAGCAAUUUCAGAUGAAUUCAUGGAGUAUCAGAGAAGAAUCGAGGCGGAAAAAGAAAAGAAGCAACAUGAGAAAGAACAAAGAAAAAUUAAAAAAAGUAACAAAUCAAUUGCUGAAGAAAAGAAAAUUAAAUCCUGAAAAUAAUUCUGAAAAAAACGUGGAAAAGAAAAUAAGUAAUUACAAAAUUGGAGACUAUGUAAUAACAAUAUACGAAGGAGAACUCUUUCCAGGAGUUGUUUGUGGUUAUGAUGAGAAUGGAAUAAUGGCGGGAAUAACUGUAAAAUCAAUGGAAAUGAGUGGACCAAACUGGAAGUGGCCAGAAAAAGAUGAUAUAUUGACCUACGAUAUCAAAGAUAUUUUAUGUAAAAUUGAACCGCCUGAAUUAAUAAACAGCAGGGGCAUUUAUAACAUUCCAAAG